CUCGCUGUCCGUCAAACGUGCUCGCCUCUGAUUGGUCAAAUGAAGAGCGGAAGUUGUUGUUUUCACGACUCUGGUUUACGGCAAACAGCCGCGACGAGAGAAACGCUGAUUAUCUGCGGGAACAAACGACACAAAUCAGAGAUGAUUGAGGUGGUUUGUAAUGAUCGUCUGGGGAAGAAGGUUCGAGUCAAAUGCAAUCAGGAGGACACGAUCGGAGACCUGAAGAAGCUGAUCGCAGCACAGACCGGCACACGCUGGGACAAGAUCGUGCUCAAGAAAUGGUACACCAUAUUCAAGGACCACGUGUCACUGGGAGACUAUGAAAUCCAUGACGGCAUGAACCUCGAGCUCUAUUACCAGUAGAAGCACACACACACACACACACACACCACACAAACAAACACACACACACUCACACACCACACAAACAAACUCACACACACACACAAUCACACUCACACACCACACAAACAAACAGACACACACACACACACAGAGAUUGUGGAGCGAGUCGCUUUCAUCAUGUCUCGAGGCAUCAGAAUAUGUGUUCAGUUGAAUUGUUUUGAUAUUGUUUGGAAAUAAAACUCAUUUAUGUGCA
This is a messenger RNA of Carassius auratus (goldfish), 598 nucleotides long. RefSeq names its product ubiquitin-like protein 5. The transcript has 5 exons. Lineage: Eukaryota; Metazoa; Chordata; Actinopteri; Cypriniformes; Cyprinidae. Gene Ontology annotation, biological process: protein modification process. Gene Ontology annotation, molecular function: protein binding. The record is from RefSeq and is a predicted model, not a curated record. The coding region runs from base 40 to 363 and encodes 107 amino acids.